GGAUUUUCUUGUCCUUUCCUCGGAUAUUCUGUUCCCUCCACUCUUUUCUGUUUUCCCGUCUUUCGGGACGAACCCUCGCGGACCGAAAAGGUCCUCUGUUGUCUGCGGUGUCUUGCUCGUCCGAAACACACAUCUGGUUACCUUUUCUCCCCAACCUCUCUGCUCGUCAGCGGGUUUCUGGCAAGUUCGUUUUCACCUCGGCGUUUCGUCAGUUUCCCAGCCUCUACACGUUUCCGUUUUCCCCCGAACUCUGCCACUCUCUCGAUUCCCUGUGUGCGGUCGCGAGUCGCGGCCCCGUCCACGCGGGCGUCAAGAAAACGACCCAACGCGCCUCUUUUGUUGCUCUCUGCAGCCUGCUUUUCUCGCGCCCCCUGCGUGCUGUUUCGCACAUGCGUUCGGCUUCAGGAGCUCGUCCAGCCUUUCAGACUUGCUUUCGGAACUGGAGACCCUGAGGGUGUCUGGCACUCCACUGGAGGGAAGAGACCUGUGAAUCUGCUUUUUCAGAGGGGACUCGGCCGCAGCUCCGCGUUUUUCAACGCCUCUGCGCGGUCGGUCGUCCCUGAGGCCGCGAACUGCUCUGGCGUUCUGACUUCUCCUUGGCGUGCAGUUGCUCGGCUACGCUCUUGCCGUCUGCCUCUUCCCCGCUGCCAAUGAGAGUCUCCACCUGAAGCCGCGAGAGUCCUCACUUCAGAAACGGAGACUUCCAGCUGUUUCCGCGCGGUGGCAAAGUCGCCUCCACUGCAGGGUACGAUACUUUCUCACUUCGAGUCACGCGAAGCCCAGGAUCUUCGCACGAGCCUUUUCCGUUCCUCACGGGAGAGUCCUCUCUCUCCUCUCCAGGGCACUCACUGUCUCGUUCGCUUUCGCGUUGUCCUCCCGCUUCUUUGCCCGUCUGUCACCAUGAGUCCUGCAGACCCUGAGGCAGGGUCUCUGCAAAGCAGCGCCCCGCCACUUGCCUCGGCAGGGAAGUCUGCGAGUGCAGGCGCGCGCGCUUCCCGUCGAUCCUCGUCGGCUUCUCCGUCCUCGGACUCCGCCACCGGUCCAGCCGUCUCUGCAUGCGCGACGCCCGCAUGCACUCCCCCGGGGGGUUCUCCCUUCUACCGCGCCUUUCUGUCUCCGCUGUGCGACCAGAUUUGUCUGCGGCUGGUCCCCCCCUCCGUGAGCCCAGACGCCAUUUCCUUCCUCGCGCUCUGCUGCGCCGCCCUCGCUACCUUCUUCUGCUGGCAGGCGGACCGACGCAGCUUCACCGCUGCUGUGAAGACAGAGGCGGAGACGAAGGCUCUGGCCACCGACGCGGCCUUCGGCAACUCACUGACCCUCUCGCCUGUCGUGACCUUCCUGAACUUCUGUGGGAUCGACGCGCAGCCAGAUACGCCGUUCUGGGCCGUCGCCGGCCUCCUCUGGAUGCUCUACUCGGUCCUCGACAACGUCGACGGAAAGCAGGCCCGGCGUCUGCGGCAGUGCACGGCAGGCGGCGACUUUUUGGAUCACUCGAGCGACAGCAUCGUGACUUCUCUGAGCGGCUUGGUGGUUAUGUGGGCGCUGCUUCUCCAGCCUGCGUCGGCGCCUCAGCGUUCUGCGUCUUCGCGUCUCUUCUCCAUUUCUUCCUCGCCCUCUGUCGCGCUCAACGACCGCACACACACCAUCUCGCUGGGGUCGCUGGACUGUCUGGCGUUCAUUUUGAUUACGCAGCUUCCGUUCUUCAUCGCAACAUGGGCUCACCCGAUUGUCGGCAGAACGAUUCUCUCUUCUUCUCUGGAGGGGUGUCACUGGUUCUCGGUUGACGAAGUGAACUUCAUUGUCAUUCCUUCUGUUCUCUUCGUUCGCGCUCUGACCCCCACCUUCUGGUCUACAACGCUCGUGUCUCUCCUUCCUCACUGUCCCCCGUUCGUACACUCCGUCGUCACCGUCCUCUCAGCCGCCAUUGGCUUCGUCUUUCAACUCGCCUCCGAAGAAGUUACUCUCGGCGUCCUCGUCGUCUUCGCCAGCUGCAUGCUCUCUUUCUUCGAGUCGACCAGGCUCCUCUUGCAGCUCGUCAAGUAUGAGCAUCUGCCGCGCCUUUUGCCGGGCGUCGUUCUCUUCGCAGGCUCGUUAACCUUCAAGCCGCCCAUUCUGCUACAGCUCGGCGUCUUUUCGCUCCUCUGUUUGGAGCUCAUCGCUGCUCGUCUCAAGCUGCAUGUGCGGACGCAACUGUACAUGUGGUGGCCUGUGACUCUCUACUACUUCUUUCUCUUCACGCUUCAUGGAGGCUCGAGCGCGGAGCCUGCGCCCGGUCUGCCAGCGUCUCUUGCGCGGGUGCUGGGGAAAAACUACAACUACCACAGCGCAGCUUUCAUGACGCUAGUGCUGCUCGGCAUCUGCCUCCUCUCUUACAAGCAUAUCAUCAACCGAAGAAACGGCACCUGCCGGGCGCAGCGGAAAACCGAGUGACAAGGAUCUUGGAGGAACUCUGCACACUGGGAGCCUCCAGAGAGGUUGGACAACCCAAAAGAGUUCGGCUGCAUGCAACCGUGACAUGACUUCGCGUGUCUCUGUGUUGGCAAUUGUCAAUGCCAUCUUUCCUGUCUUCGGGGGAGAGAGUGAGGAAGACCAGCGGCCUGGAAACAGCCUUUUUUCUGCAUGCUGUCAAUGUCUCCACAAGCGUUUUUUCCUCUUUUUUCACCGCGACAGCGAACUCAACAGGCUUCCCGCAGCCUGCGUCUCUGUGCGGUCUCCCCGGGCUUCUCAGUUUGCCGCUUCGUCAGAAAUCCCAUCGCUUUCCUGGAACGCGUGUAUGGUGGUGGUGUCUGUGCUUUGUGCUCUUUUGUCUUUCCUCGGUGUCUAUGUGUUUGUCGACUUCUUUGAAGGCCUCGACUCGAGGACAAACGAGCGGGCCCCGCACUCGAAAGGUUUCACUGGC
Molecule: messenger RNA, 2899 nt
Organism: Toxoplasma gondii ME49
Lineage: Eukaryota; Apicomplexa; Conoidasida; Eucoccidiorida; Sarcocystidae
Exons: 6
Coding region: 901-2430 (509 amino acids)
Biological process (GO): phospholipid biosynthetic process
Cellular component (GO): membrane
Molecular function (GO): phosphotransferase activity, for other substituted phosphate groups
Source: RefSeq, a predicted model, not a curated record